Molecule: messenger RNA, 2425 nt
Organism: Amaranthus tricolor (Joseph's coat)
Lineage: Eukaryota; Viridiplantae; Streptophyta; Magnoliopsida; Caryophyllales; Amaranthaceae
Product: probable starch synthase 4, chloroplastic/amyloplastic
Exons: 19
Coding region: 250-2244 (664 amino acids)
Source: RefSeq, a predicted model, not a curated record
CGCCAAUAUUCAUAUUUUUGAUGGGACAGAGAAGUAAAUAAACCAUUGAUGGAGAUAAGCAUUUCGAUAAACUUUCCGUUCAUUCUCAUCAUGGCUCAAGUUUCAGUUACAAGUUAUAAUACUGGACUGGACUGGGAUUAGGAUUAGGAUUAGGAUUUAGGAUCAUACUCGAUUCGACGCACUAUUCAGAUAUGGAAUUCUGUUUAUCCUGCUAAAUCCUUAAUCCUGAUGCACUCAUUCUGAAUUUUAAUGGCGGUUCUACCAAAUUCAUUGUUUCAUCUCCCCCUUUUCUCACCAAAACUCACCAAGAACCCCAUUCGUGCUCCAGUUGUUCGUCUGAGGCUGGAAGAUCAUGAUAACUUUGAAUUCACUCAGAAUAAUCUACAGAGUACGUCCACUAGUGAGUUAGAACUGCGGAGUAGUGAGGUAUGGAAACUGUUUACAGAAGCUCAGCAGAAUAUAAUGUACCUGAAUAAACAACGUAUAAUGGCCUUGGAAGAGCUGAAUAAAGCGAAAAAGGAGAUCGAAACUUUGCAUCAAAGAAUAGAAAGCCUGGAGGCCGGAAAGCAUGAGACUACCAGAAGAGAUGAUUCAUCGGUUCUCUGGCAAUUACUUCUUCGGUUAGAUUCAAUGGUUCUUGCUGGCAUGAUUGACAGAACAAAUGCAUGUGAUUUGAGAAGGCUGGUCAUGAAUACUAAGGUCAAUGAAAACUUCAUGUCUCUGUUGCUGAUGAGAGAUGACGAACUUUUGGCAGAAUUAAAUCGUUUGUCAGAGCAAAAUAAAAGGAGUGGUUUCCAUAUAGUACAUAUUUGCACCGAAAUGGAGCCAUUGGCUGCUGUUGGAUCUUUAGGAUCGUAUGUUACUGGUGUAUCAUGUGCAUCACAAAGGAAAGGAAAUUUGGUUGAAGUUAUUUUGCCCAAGUAUAAAAGCUUGGAUUUGAGUGAUGUACAAGGACUACAAGAAAUACAUUCAAAGUUUUAUUCAUAUUUCUAUGGGCAAUUACAUGGAAACAAAUUAUGGACUGGUGUAGUCCAUGGAAUUGGAGUGACUUUUAUUCAGCCUCUGGACUAUUCAUCAUUAUUUGACCGUGAGAUGAUUUAUGGCUAUUCUGAUGAUUUUGAAAGAUUCACUUACUUUUCUCGUGCCUCAUUGGAUUAUUUGGUGAAAUUGGGAAAGCAUCCUGAUGUGUUACAUAUACAUAAUUGGGAGACCGCAAUAAUUGGACCUCUCUUUUGGGAUAUAUUUGUCAACCAGGGACUUACAGCAACCAGAAUAUUAUUGACAUGCCAAGGUUUUGAUUCCCAGUGUCUUGAGCAGCCUGAAAAGCUUGAACUUUGUGGACUUGAUCCUUCUAGACUUCACCGUCCAGAUCGUUUGCAAGAUAAUGCCAAGUCGUAUCUUGUGAAUGUUUUGAAGGGUGGAGUUAUUUAUUCCAAUAAAGUGGUAGUUAUGUCAUCCAUAAAUUCAAAAGGGAGAAUAAUUCGGAGUCUUGGUCAUGGCUUGGAGCCAACUUUGUCCACUCAUAAGGAUAAGCUGGUUGUUGCUCCAUAUGGAUUGGAUCACACCGUGUGGGAUCCUUCCACGGAUGAAUUGCUUCCUCAAAACUAUAGUGUGAAUGACCUGAAAGGAAAAUCCAUAUGUAAAGCUUCACUACAGAGACAGAUGGGAUUAAGUGAGGAUGCUUCAUCAACACUUGUUGGAUGCAUUUUCUUCGAAAUUUCUGAUGUGGAUCUGGAGAAUCUAAUUGCCCUUCUGCAAAUUGCUGAGUUAAGCGGACUUCAGUUUCUCUUCAUGGGAGUUAGCAAACUGCCGAGAAUCAAUAGUGUGUUACAAUCUCUCAAUGAAGAACUUGAGGGUAAGAAUAUGAGAUUUAUAAACAAGUAUGAUGAAGCUUUCUCUCAUUUGUUAUUUGGAGGGUCAGAUAUAAUACUGUGCCACUCAUAUGAAGAUCCGGUGCUGCAAGUGCCGCUGAAGGCAAUUAGAUAUGGAGCUGCCCCCAUAUUGGCGACUUCCAUUGAAAAAAGAGUCAGGCAUUUUGCGGAGCUCGACUUUGGAAGCACUCAGUUCGCACAGUACAUCUCCACUUUUUCUAACAUGUCCCUAUUGCAAGCUGUAGAUGAAAUAAGGAAUAAGCCCUCGGAGUGGAACCAAAAGAUAAAGGAGGCAAUGUUGAAAGACUUUUCAUGGGAUGCUGAGUGUUAUGAUGUGCAUAUAUCUGCUUAUGAAUCCAUUAAAAAUUUGUAAAUCUUGUAGUAUAAUGUAACCAUAUAAACUAUACAGUCAUGACGACCCUUUUCUCCCCAUGUAUAUAUUAUGUCGUAUAUAUAUUGGAGCAGCUAUUAAAGAGGGUCGAAAACCGGUAUCAUCUACUGACGGCCUGUAUUGUGCUAUCUUUUUUUCACUAAUUGAAAGCAUGAUUAAGUAA